AUGUUAGCACAUUCUGAAUUUGCUGAUAUUUUAAUAGAACAAUCUAAAUUAUUUCAUGAAUUAUAUGAUGAUAAUUUAAUGAAAAUGACAGCAAAAUUAGAUGAUUUUCAAAGAAUUCGUACAUUAGGACGUGGUGGUUUUGGUCAUGUUCUAUUAGUACGUCAUAUUUAUACUGAUAAAUAUUUUGCAUUAAAAAUAUUAUCUAAAAUACAAAUAAUUAAAACUCAUCAAAUUCAUAAUGCAAUUAAUGAGAAACGUAUAUUGGCUGCAUGUAAUUUUACAUUUAUUAUACCAUUAUAUUAUAGUUUUAAAGAUAAUAGUAAUUUAUAUCUGGUUAUGGAAUAUGCAAUAGGUGGUGAUUUAUUUACAUUAUUACGUCAUAUGAAACAAUUCUCUAAUGAAAUGGUCAAAUUCUAUGGUGCUCAAGUGAUAUUAGCAUUUGAAUAUUUACAUUAUUUAACAAUAGUUUAUCGUGAUUUAAAACCAGAAAAUCUUUUAAUUCAUUCUAAUGGUUUUAUUAAAUUAACUGAUUUAGGUUUUGCUAAAUUAUUACCUAAACAUAAACGUACAUGGACAUUAUGUGGUACACCAGAUUAUAUGGCACCAGAGAUUAUAUUAAAUAAAGGUUAUCAUCAUUCAAUUGAUUGGUGGGCAUUUGGUAUAUUAUUAUAUGAAAUGACUACUGGUUAUCCACCAUUUAUGCAUUAUGAUCAAAUGAAAACAUUUGAAUUAAUUAUUAUUGGUGAUAUUAAAUUUACAAAUCAUUUUAAUCCAUUAUUAAAAGAUUUAAUCAGGAAUUUAAUACAAAUUGAUUUAAGUCGACGUUAUGGUAAUUUAAAAAAUGGUAUCCAUGAUAUUAAAAAUCAUGAUUAUUUUAAAGAUUUAAAUUGGUUACAAUUAUAUCAAUUGAAUAUUGAACCUCCUUAUAAACCAUUAUAUAAUAAUAAUAAUAAUUCACAAGAUAUAAAUCAUUUUGAUUAUUCUAAUGAAUUCAAUUUCAAUAUUGCUGAAAAAGAACAAUUUGAAAAUAGUUUUGAUGAUUUUUGAAAUCGUUUUCCUUUUGUUUUCAUGGUUUUAUUCAAUUCCGAUUUGUUAUGGUUUAAUUUAUUGAUAUGAAUUGUAUUCAUAGCUUAAUUCACUGUUAAUUAUGUAAUAAAAAGAGAUAGAAAAAAAGAAAGAAAGAAAGAAAGGAAGGAAGAAAGCAUAGUGUACAAUAUCACAGGUAAAUAUGAUGUUAUAACAUAUUGAAGAGUAAACUCACAACAUUGAAAAUUGAACAAAGUUAACUAGAAAAUGAAUUAUUCCUUUUUUCUUAUCAAAAUUAACAUCCUAUGUAAUUCAUAAGUCAUAUACAUACAUCAUUUACUUAGUUUAUUACUUAAGUAGUUUGCAUAUUUUCACAAUACUUUUCUUAUUUGACAUUUUUAUUUUAAGUGAAUACAGAAUGAUCUUUUUU
Molecule: messenger RNA, 1456 nt
Organism: Schistosoma haematobium
Lineage: Eukaryota; Metazoa; Platyhelminthes; Trematoda; Strigeidida; Schistosomatidae
Product: camp-dependent protein kinase catalytic subunit
Exons: 1
Coding region: 1-1047 (348 amino acids)
Biological process (GO): peptidyl-serine phosphorylation
Cellular component (GO): nucleus; cAMP-dependent protein kinase complex
Molecular function (GO): cAMP-dependent protein kinase activity; ATP binding
Source: RefSeq, a predicted model, not a curated record